CUGAUCUGUUUUCACAGUGUGAGAUACACAGAGACUGACCACAAUGAGUUCAACACAAGACACAAUUUUCAAACCCAGACUUCUUCAGCUGGAAUGCCAUUUUACCUGGGCUCUGAACAAAAAUGAUGUAGAUCUCGCUGACCUUCUGAACAGGCUAGAAGAACAGCUUAACCUGGAUCUUGGAGGGGAGACAGGAGCUGCACGCACACACAGCUAUAAGGGAUUUGUGAAAUUUCUUCUUGGCUCCAAUACUGAGGCUCUCAGCAACUUUGAGAGAUCUGUAGAGCUCACUAUGUCUCGUGGAAAUGACUGUGACAAAUUGCUUGUUGUUGCUUAUGGAGACCUUGCAUGGUUAUACUAUCACAUGGGUAAUUUCACAGAGUGUGAAAGCUACUUGAAUAAACUGAGCGAGAUUAAAACAAAAUAUCCAUCUGUCCCAUAUGCUGAGGUGCUUGGAGAAAAAGGAUGGACAUUCCUUAAGUUUUCUCAGAAAUAUUAUGAAUGGGCUAAAGAGUGCUUCAAGAAGGUCCUGGAGCUGGAACCAGAGGACCCUGAAUGGAAUGCCGGCCUUGCUAUUGCUCUGUAUCGGCUGGAGUAUAAUCUCCAAAAUUCAGCGGUGUCAACUGAAACUUCAACUGAAAAUUCAACUGAUCAGCUUAGACGGGCCAUAACUAUGAAUCCAGACGAUGAUGUUCUUAAGGUUCUGCUUGCACUUAGAUUGACUGUUGACAAGAAGUACAAUGAGGCAGGGAGCCUAGUGGAGCAAGCCUUAGAGAGCUCUCCAGAACAUCCACAUGUGAUUCGAUAUGUUGCAAAGUUUUUGCGGAAUCAAGGGUCUGUGGACAGGUCUAUUGCCCUCCUAAAGAGAGCAUUAGAGAAAGUGACCAAUGCAGCCUUUAUUCACCAUCAGCUGGGGCUUUGCUAUAAGAAAAAGAUCCAGAAUCUGAGGUUUGCAGGAAGCCACCACAGAACAGGUGCUGAAAUUAAGCAAGCUCAAGAGCAGUGCAUCUACCACUUGGAGAUGGCGACCGAACUGAAGACUGGCUUCAUCCUUGCUAUGGGUGAUCUGGCCCUUCAGUAUGGGAUGACACAGGAUAUGCAGAGAGCAGAAGAAAUGUUCCAGAAUACAUUUCAGACAGCUAAAGAAAGAAACGAGGGCUGCCAGUAUGUUCAUCUCUGUUAUGCAGAAUUCCAGCAGUACAGUAUGAAAUGUGAGCCUGCUGCCAUCAAACACUACACUGAAUGUCUGAAGAUAAAUCCAAAUACAUAUCAUGGGAAGAAAAGUGCUGAAAGUCUGAAAAAGAUUGCAAAGAGAAGAAUUGAGAACAAUCCACAGGAUGGAGAGGCCUUUGGAAUACUUGGAAUCAUUCAUAAGGAACAAGGAGAAAAGCAACAAGCCAUAGAGUGCUUUGAGAAAGCGCUGAGCUGUGAAGACAAUGAGGAUUAUCUCCGUGAUCUUUGUGAACUUCGGAUUUCAUUACAGUAAUAUUACAAAUAUCCUGUUUGAUAUAUAGCCAAUUAUGUAUACAGUCAUGAGAGUUAAUGGUGACUGUAUACUGUCUGAAAUUAAAAUACACACACACACACACACACACACACACACAUAUAUAUACACACACACACA
This is a messenger RNA of Neoarius graeffei (lesser salmon catfish), 1624 nucleotides long. RefSeq names its product interferon-induced protein with tetratricopeptide repeats 5-like. The coding region runs from base 44 to 1486 and encodes 480 amino acids. Gene Ontology annotation, biological process: defense response to virus. The record is from RefSeq and is a predicted model, not a curated record. Gene Ontology annotation, molecular function: protein binding. NCBI's taxonomy places the organism in Eukaryota, Metazoa, Chordata, Actinopteri, Siluriformes, Ariidae. Gene Ontology annotation, cellular component: cytosol. The transcript has 2 exons.